CUCAGUGAAUACCCAUUGCAAUCCAUAAUGAAGCUUGAAGAAAUCAUUAACUUUGAUGAUGCUAUAGCUGCGUUAUCCUCAUCCAAUGGAGAGGUCGAACCAAUUCAGAUUCAUUUAAAGGGAAAGGACCAAUACAAUGUCCGAAAGGAUGAGUUGGAAGAAUAUUUAAAGAAUGAAAAUAUAGAAGAAGAAGAACAGUUUUUGAAAACGUUCAAGUUAGGGACCACAAACUUUCUGAACUCUCAGUUACUAACACUAAUUCUCCGUAUUUACAACUUUCACUUACUCAGCAAGUUGGAAUUCGAGACUACAGAAGAACUUAUAGAAAUAAUUGAUAAAAUCAGCAAAACUUUACGUAACAUUCUAUUAAUUGACUUGUUUGCUUAUUGGUGUUUUUCAAUACAGAUGAGUUUUAGACUUCCCAUAAUACCAGGUUUGUACCAGUCAUAUAAAGAAAAUAAUGUACAUGAUAGUGAAAUUGAUUAUGAUAGUGAAAUUGAUUAUGAUAUUGAUAAUGAUUCAGAAUCUAAACAACCUUUCAUCAGUGACAUUGACUCUGAUAUGAUGCAAAUUCUUACUUCAAUUUCUCAUAAAACAUUCUUCGAAAAGCUUCUCUAUACCCGAUCAGAUGGAUCUAGACGGGAGCAACCUAAAGUUACUUACUCGCGAUAUAUGCCUAAUGAAACUAGGUAUCAAGGAAUAAAAUCAUGUAUGGGCUUAUUUUAUCCCGAAUCAGAAUUAAAGGAUUUUACAGUAGAUGAAUUCAGUGAUCUCAAACUCAAAUUAGAAGAAAUUAAGAAGGCAUACAUAUAUGGUAGAUUCAAAUAUCAAUUAUCUGAGUACGACGAAUACCAAGUAGAAGAUGCUGUUCAAGCAAACAUAUUCACUAUUCCAUGUAAGUAUUUUUCACCCGAUUAUGGCGUUUUAGUGGCCUAUUUAAGAUCUAAGAAUAUAGAUGACAAAACUUUAACUACAUUUUCGGAAUUAGGAAUCCAUCUUGAGCAAGGUAAUAUUCCUGUUGUAAUAAUACUGCACGGACUUGAAAAGUAUUUGAGAGACUUCUAUGAAACAAGAUUCAGCGGGAGUUGGAGCAUAUUUGAAGAGAUAUAUAUGCAAGGUCUUAGAGAAGCUGCAUGUCGUGAGACAAACUGCUUCUUUCUAAGCGAUUAUAGAACGACUCUAUUUAUUGACUUUCAUUCAAUAGGGGAAUUUAGGGGUCACGACAGCUGUACUUUGAUGAGACCAUUAUAUGGCUCAAUUUUGGAAAUUAAGGAAAAUGAAGAAUUUUCUUUAAUUUUCCAAUUGUACCUUCUUUUAAAUAAAGUUCAAAAUGAUUAUGACCCUAACAAGAUUUUAUUAGACUUAGAAGAUAACUUGUAUUUUACCACUGGUGUUCGUAAAGUUCUAGUUAUGCGCUAUUACAAAGUUAUUGAUGAAUUUAAUAGAAAUUUGUAUGACAUUGUCCAUCCUGGCAAAUAA
Molecule: messenger RNA, 1479 nt
Organism: Scheffersomyces amazonensis
Lineage: Eukaryota; Fungi; Ascomycota; Pichiomycetes; Serinales; Debaryomycetaceae
Exons: 1
Coding region: 28-1479 (483 amino acids)
Source: RefSeq, a predicted model, not a curated record